UAUCCCCAUUCCUCUCUUCUCUGUUUCCUUUCGCUCUUGCUAAUCCCCCCCCCAAAUGGAGAACCCGACGGCGGUCGCCGAUGGCGGUUUGGACUCUCAGGCUCCGGUUCACAUCCAGGUUGUGAAGAUCAAGAAGGAGAUUGAGAAGAUCAAGCAUCCCUCCCUUCAGCAAUCCGAGAUGAGCACUCAUCUUCUUCUUCGCGACAUGUCGAUUUCCAAACCGCGACCUCGCUCCCCGCUAGGGCUCGCUGCGGAGAGGUCUAUUUCCGUCGGGAAUUAAAUUAGGUCAUAUUAACCUCUUCUUGCUCUUCUCCCUCUGCUAAAACCCUAAAUUCUUGUUUCAAAGGGAUGUAUGUACAUAGUGUUUUGUUUUACCAUUCCCCAACUUUAUGGAUUUCUUCUUCUUCUUCUU
This is a messenger RNA of Cucurbita pepo subsp. pepo (vegetable marrow), 412 nucleotides long. Lineage: Eukaryota; Viridiplantae; Streptophyta; Magnoliopsida; Cucurbitales; Cucurbitaceae. The record is from RefSeq and is a predicted model, not a curated record.